Molecule: messenger RNA, 1209 nt
Organism: Fusarium poae
Lineage: Eukaryota; Fungi; Ascomycota; Sordariomycetes; Hypocreales; Nectriaceae
Exons: 1
Coding region: 1-1209 (402 amino acids)
Source: RefSeq, a predicted model, not a curated record
AUGCUAGGCAUGAACCUGACCAGAUUUUACGGCACUAUUCCAGAUUCAUCAGUGGUGGAUGAAGCCGUUCGUCGCAGGCUUGCGCGCCAAGGUGAUGCUCGCGAUCUCGACGACAUUCCCGACAUUAUAUACAAUGAGAUGUUUCUCGACGCUUUCCCCCAAGUCAUGAACGACGAAGAGCCCGACCAUGAAUCAAUCGAACCGCAAAUAUAUAACCCACAAUCUUCAUCAUGGGAGCCUCACAGCAGCCAAGGUACCGCAUUCAAGAAGGGAGUUGUUUUGAAGAUUGCAUCUUGGAAAUUGUUUCCACCUACUUCAUACCUUGCAGCCAUUCGUGCCUCCGCCGCCAUCGCUCAUCUACGGGACGUGUUUGGCAAAAAGCCUCAUAACCUCGUGGUAAUGCUACAGGAAAUCAGAGAAGAGUCACUAGACGCUAUCCUGAGGCAUGAAUGGGUGCAACAAAAUUUCAUCAUCUCAGACACAGAGCCACCAUACCACGAGUUUGAUCUUGAUGAAGAAGAAGAAUCCGACCUGGAAUCGAGCCAAUGUUUCUCCAUUAUGAUGAUUUCGCGGAAUUUGCCCAUAUCAAACUGCUCUCGCGUCUCAUUUUUCUCUGAAACGAAUUGCGAUGCCCUUGUGGUUGACGUUCCCGUGUCCGAGUCCGAGGGCCCUGGUCCCCAAGUCUCAAAACAGUCACUUCGCCUAUGCACGACGCGCCUUGAGCCACACUAUGAAGACCCAGAUCGUCGUCGCUCUCAGCUUGUCACAGUCUCUGAGAUAUUGAAAGGCAAAUGGUCGCAGGGGCAAAAGAUCUUGGGCGGACUGGUGGGUGGCAACAUGGGUCCACUUGCUGCUGCUGAGAAACAUAUGCACCAAGAUCCUGAGAUAAGCUUGAUGGAUAUCUGGGAAGAUAGGCCAGCACCAGUACCACCAGCUGCGAAGCCCUCCAAGAAGAAUACACGUUCUGAAGCCAGAGCAGAUGCAUGGAUUUUCCACCCGGACAGGAAGAGGAAGGAAAGAAAGCUGGACAAGUUUCUCUACACAGGGCCCAUUGAGACGGUUACAUUUGAUGAAGCUCGAAAGAAAACCACCUUUGGAGGCGAGUUGAAAACAAAAGUUGAAGAAGAAGUAUUGGAAACAAAAAUUGGAUCGAAGAAGGUUCGGGUGAGCCAACAUGAAGGUAUCACUGUUAAUAUCAAGGUUGUCUAA